Molecule: messenger RNA, 2063 nt
Organism: Oncorhynchus gorbuscha (pink salmon)
Lineage: Eukaryota; Metazoa; Chordata; Actinopteri; Salmoniformes; Salmonidae
Product: negative elongation factor A-like
Exons: 11
Coding region: 30-1658 (542 amino acids)
Biological process (GO): negative regulation of transcription elongation by RNA polymerase II
Cellular component (GO): NELF complex
Source: RefSeq, a predicted model, not a curated record
CCCGAACUCAAUACACUUCUUUUUCCAAGAUGGCGUCGAUGAAGGACAGCGACACCGGUCUGUGGCUCCAUAAUAAACUAGGAUCAACAGACGAGCUUUGGGCGCCUUCUAGUAUUGCUUCACUCCUCACCGUUUCAGUUAUCGACAAUAUACGGUUGUGUUUUUCGAGUUUGUCGCCUCCAGUUAAGCUAAAACUCUUGCUAGGGAUGCUGCAUCUUCCCAGGCGGACUGUUGACGAGAUGAAGGAGGCCCUGUCCGAGAUCAUCCAGCUGGCCACGGUGGACUCUGAGCCCUGGGUACUGAUGGUGGCAGACAUCCUAAAGUCCUUCCCUGAGACGGGCUCCCUCAACCUGGACCUGGAGGAGCAGAACCCCAAUGUACAGGACAUCCUGGGGGAGCUCCGGGAGAAAGUGAGUGAGUGUGAGGCGUCAGCCAUGCUCCCUCUGGAGUGCCAGUACCUGAACAAGAGCGCCCUGACCACGCUGGUGGGCCCACUCACUCCCCCCGUCAAACACUUCCAGCUGAAGAGGAAGCCCAAGAGUGCCACGCUCAGGGCAGAGCUGCUGCAGAAAUCCACAGAGACUGCUCAACAGCUGAAGAAGACAGCGGGAGUGCCUUUCCACGCUAAAGGAAGAGGCCUGGUCAAGAAGAUGGACACCACCACACCCCUGAAGGGGAUCCCCAAAGCCCCGUUCCGCAGCCCCACCACCCCCAGCAUGUUCAGCCCCCCCAGCAACCGCACACCCAUCGCCCCAGCACGGACACCCCUGCGCAAGGAGAGGGGGGUCAAGUUGUUAGACAUCUCAGAGCUGGAUAUGGUGGGAGCUGGUAGAGAGGCAAAGAGGAGAAGAAAGACUUUGGAAACAGAGGCUGGGGAGAAGGCUGCUAAAGAGGAGGCUGUGGUGGAGAACGCUACACCAGACUAUGCUGCUGGACUGGUAUCUACACAGAAACUGGGUGCGUUGAACAACGAGAGUGCUCUGCCGUCUACGAGCUACCUGCCGUCUACCCCCAGUAUGGUCCCCUCCUCCUCCUACAUUCCCAGUUCAGAGACACAGCCAGCGAACGCAGGUGGUUUGGGACGUGAUGCCCUGCAGUCGGGUCGCCAGCCUGAGGAGUCAGCCACGCCCGUCGCUGCCGCCACCACCACCACCCUCCCGGGCCAGUUCAAACAGAGGACGCCCAUGUAUAACGCCAGCAACACUGCCACCAGCCCCACCGCCCCCGCCUCGCCCAGCACGCCAGCCAGCACCCCUGCCAGCAGCAACGGCCCCCCGGCCGCCGCCACCGCCACGCAGCCCGAGACCCCCACCACACAGCCCCCAACGCCCACGCCCCAGCAGCCCCAGCCCAAGAAGAACCUCUCGCUCACGAGAGACCAGAUGUAUGCUGCUCAAGAAAUGUUCAAGACGGCCAACAAGGUUACCAGACCAGAGAAAGCACUCAUCCUGGGCUUCAUGGCUGGAUCCAGAGAGAACCCGUGUCCGGAGCAGGGGGACAUUAUCCAGAUAAAGCUGAGUGAACACACAGAGAUCCUGCCCAAGGCAGAUGGCACGGGCAGCACCACCAUGCUGGUGGACACAGUGUUUGAGAUGAACUACUCCACAGGACAGUGGACCCGCCUCAAGAAGUACAAACCAAUCACCAAUGCCUCCUGAGGUGGCUGCUGGCCUGCCUGACGGGACUAAACAUACAUGCAUACAUGCAUGCAUCAACACACAGACCAAAUCCUCCUCUGGUAGACAGGGACUUGUCUCACACACACACACACUUGUGCAUACACAUGGGCCAAAUUCAGUGCGUGAGGGGCUAGGGAGGAUUGCGUGGGAGGGAUAGGGGGUACAGGUUAAGGGGGGUAUGGCUCACUCUUUCAAAGUUCCUGCAUUGACAGGCAGGGGUAUCCUCAAGACUUUUCCCCCAUUGGUUUGUUUCUCUGUUUUGUUUAUAUGUCCCCUGAGAUUCAUGAAUGUUUGUUAAGGGGAGGGGUACAAAGUUGUACCUUAUUUUGAUAAGACAACUGUUAACACUUGCUUUACUAUUAAAGGUACAAGCAUGCCACAUUA